Molecule: messenger RNA, 1150 nt
Organism: Marchantia polymorpha subsp. ruderalis
Lineage: Eukaryota; Viridiplantae; Streptophyta; Marchantiopsida; Marchantiales; Marchantiaceae
Source: the annotation of a GenBank genome assembly
ACACUCUUGGCGUGUGUGGAAUAUUCCUCGAUGCUGUACCAUCCACGGGCGACUGGAUUUUGCCCAUGCAGCAUGUCCGCAGCUCAAAUGGGAAGGAAAGUUGCGAGUGUCUCGAAGUAGAGAUUUCAAGAUCGACAUCUUCAUUUCCACACUUCUUGAUCUUCACUUAAAAACAAUUAGACCUGUUUCUGUCCACCGUAUGAACUCGAAACGAUACUCGAUUUCUCAUCUCUCAAUCUUUUCGAGUUCGGGAGAAGCUCUUUGCUCGAGGGCGAGCGGCUAUACAUUCCUUGCGUUCUUUCUUUCUCAUUUGUCCAAUCGUCUCCAUGUGUCUUGCUUUCCUGUCACGUUACGGAAGUCCAUUUCUGGAAGCGUCGAUCUCUAUCGCUCUCGCAUGCUAACACAAUGCCGUGGCCUUGGGAAAUGCCGAUGAUAAACACGUAUGAGCUGUAUCCCUGGAAGAAAGGAGACUCGUCGCCAUCGAGAUCAUGUGUCCAGAAGACACCAACUCUAGUGGAAGUAGUGGAAGGUGAAUCUAUGCAGACUGUGCAGGAUUUGAUGAUCGUGGAUGAGAAGGAGGACAGUUCAGACGGCAAUUCCAAGCAACAUCAAGGCCGAACAGGAGAUUGUUUUUCAUUCAGCCUACAAUCGUCUCUCGUUUCCAGCGAGUCUCGACAUGAUCUUCCACAGCUCGGAGCAGAUAUAGGGAUUUACACCAACCAUCUGCAGCCUUGCCUGCAGCCAUUGCGUGGCACGUACGCUCCGAGUCGCCGUCGCAUUUGCUGUGCAGGACUAUGGUCGUGGUUGGUAACGUAGAAUCAGUUCAAGUGAUGAAAGAUGCAUAUCCUCAAUAUGUAUCGCAACGCACCGAUACUUCGGGUAGUAGUCAUCCCAGCAGGACUCUAAAUCCUGGAAUAUUUCACUUCUGAUUCAUUUCAGCAUUUAUUGUCAUCGAUUUUUUUAACUCUUCAUGGGUUCUUUCGAGGGCUUUUAUAGAUUGAGGCUGAGGUUUUCCAGGUAGAAGUCCUGUUGGCUUCUGCCACCUGAAACUAAAGUUCAACACAUAUUUCAACACUCUCUUCAAAUUCAGCUCUUCAUGCAUGGUCACAAUCUUUGUGCCUAUUGUUUACAUUGUGUCACUCUCAUUCAG